AUGGCUCUCGGAGACUUCCCCAAGCUACCUGCGUCCCAGGCGGACCUGGUAAAAUACAUUGCUCAGAACCCAGACAAGCCUAUGGUGGAAAUCAUGGAGCCGUAUCGCAAGUUCGAAGCUCACUUGCGCUCUGUUUUCGCACAAGAUCGACAAAACCCUAUCCUCGAUGAUCCUUACCUCAAUGUUGUGCCUCUCUUUACUGAUGAUACCAAGGACAUCACUGUCCGUGCCCGAGACCUAGCCUCUGAGUCGGAGGAGGAAAAGUCCAAGUACAUCAUGGCUUUGCCGGAUGACAAGCGUCGUCCCCACGGAUCACCAGCAACUGUUGCCGACCUGACCGAGUUUCAAAAGAACUUUAACAUAUUCUCAGAGUCUUCUCUCGCUGAACUCGACUGGAACAACGUUGUGGCAGCUGGCUCCUCUGUCGUCAACACGCUGCUACCGGUUCCCAAAGAGUUUAAUACGAACAAGAGGAAGCUUCGCGAGUAUUAUCAUGAGAAGUUUUGCCCUGCAUCCGACGUUGACCUCUUCUUAUACGGUCUCACCCACGAAGAAGCCAUCGAAAAGAUUAAGCAGAUUGAGCAGUCUAUUCGUGAUUCCAUCUUAAGCGAAGUCACUGUUGUUCGCACGAAAUACGCCAUCACCAUUGCCAGCCAAUAUCCUGUUCGGCAUGUGCAGGUCGUUCUCCGUGUCUACAAGUCAAUCAGUGAAAUCUUGACCGGUUUCGAUAUUGAUGCCGCUGGCGCUGCGUACAAUGGCAAGCAGGUUUACGUGGCUCCCAGAACUCUCGGCAGCAUUAUUACUCAGAUCAAUCACGUGGAUCUCACCAGACGCAGUCCUUCUUAUGAGAACCGUUUGUCCAAGUAUUCUCACCGGAAUUUCGAAGUCUACUGGCCGGAGCUCGACAGAUCACGCGUGGACCCGACAAUCUUUGAGAGAAGCUUCCAGCGAACAUUGGGACUUGCCCGUCUGCUCGUCUUGGAACGACUUCCAACCACGCAUGCUCGCGAUGCGUAUCUCAACAAGAGGCGUCAAGAGCGUGGCAGGCCCGCGCUACAACGCAGUCACUUCCACCUCCAAGGAAACCUCAAGUCCUACCACGAAGACGAGGUUGCCGAUUGGCUCUCGGAGGAAGACAUUAGCAACUACCACACUUUUACUGUUCCCUAUGGCGAGAAAUUCAACGCAAAGCGAAUUGAGAAGCUGUGCUACACUAGAGAUCUACUUCUCAACGCUGAAUGGAAUCAGCCAAAGGAGCGUGAAGUGUAUUUGCAUCGCCACCCUGCAUUCUUUGGACGGGUGGAGGAUGUGAUUGAAGAUUGCUGUGGUAGCUGCCCUAAACCGGUGACUCCAGAAGAAAUCGAAGCCGCCGAGAAGGAGGCAGAGAUUUACAUCUCUGGCAAGGUCACGUUCCUCAUUGACGAUCCCGGCAGGCAGCAGAUCGGAUCGUUCAAUCCUUUGACGGAGCAAGACUGGACUGACAUGGCUUACAUCGGCAACACUGCUAGACUAUUCCAAUCAAUUGCUGAAAACGAUGCUGAAGACGUCUUGAAUUGGCUCUCUCAAGAAGGCGCGGAUCCGAAUCAGAGGGACUAUACCGGACGGGCCCCGCUUCAUCUCGCGGCCAUGGUUUCUUCUCCAGAAGUUGUCCGCCAUCUAGUUGAUCACGGCGCUCGCCUAACAGCUCGUCUUGCGGACGGCAAAACGGCUCUGCAUCUUGCCGCCGCCAGAGGUCAUGCUGAGAUCAUCAAAAUUUUGAUGGACAAGAGUGACGAGAACGAAGAAGCUGAAGAAGACAGGAAAGACAGGAAGCGCAAAGCCACCAGAGCCCAAGGGUCUGAGAACAAGGAAGACGCUCAGAAGUCAUCUGAGGACGCCGAGAAUGCAGAGGAAGACUCGGAUGUUGAGCUUGUGGAUAACGCCGAAACAGAGACAGAGGUGCACUCUAUCGUCACUGGAUCUUUUGUCAAGGUGGAAAAGAACAAGGAGGACAAGGAGGAGUCCGCGCUCGAAGAACCCGAGGACGGACCAGACUUCUACCAGAUCAACGUCCUUGCGUGGGAUAUCCCAUGCUCUCCCCUCCAUCUCGCUAUUGCUGGAGGACAUGAAGAUGCUGUAAAGGCUCUUUGCGAUUACGGUGCCGACUCUAUCCUUCCAGUCAAAUUCCUGUCUACCAACAUGCACUCGAAUUUGGCUGGCGCUAUUCUAACCAUGACACUUGCAUUGUCGCUGCCGUCAGAGAAGGCCAGGUCUAUGGCGCAGUUGCUUCUCAAGCUGGGUGCCACAUGUUCCCAGGCAGAUGCUGAUGGAUGUACCGUCUUCCAUCGCUAUGUCGACAGCGGCAAUGUAGACAUGGUUGAAACUCUCAUCGACAACGACCCAAGGGGUGUUCAGGCGGCCAUCAACCAUUUGUUCUUUUCUGGCUACAUGUGGAGACCUGACAUUAUAUCACCACUUCAGUCUGCUCUCGAAAAAGGCGAUCCUAUUCUCGUCCUCAAGGUUCUGAACGCAGGAGCCUCGGUCGAGAUCGACUUUGAUGCCUGGCUAAAGUCAGCAAAGGUGGCUCCCUCUCAGACCAGCAAUCUCGGAAACCUGGAACAAACAAAGAAGAGAUACGAGGAAUCUAUAGAGCAGCCUUUGAUCGCUGCGAUUCGGUCAGGCAACACCGACUUGGUGAUCCAGCUCUUGGAAAGGGGAGCAAAUCCCAAUUCGGUCACUCGUGAGACCCAGUACGCGUUAGCGAAUGAUUCUCAGCGCAACUGGACUAAGGGAACCACCGCAUUGGACAUGGUCAAGCAUCUUAUAACGAAAUUGCGCGAAUACACUGGAGAAAAGACUGCGUUGAGAGAGCCUGAGAAACAGCCAGGUAUCGACUCUUACUUGGAAAAAUUUGAGCCUGGUACCUAUCAACAUUGGCUAGUUGCUUUCAAGGUCAAAUCGGCUCAAGAUAGGUACCAAACCGAAAAAGACAAUUACGAGAAAGAGGUGCGGAGAGUGGCUGAGCGCAGAGGAAAUGCUGAAAAAGCAAAGGCCAUCGAGGAGUCCAUUUCUGAUCUCGUUAAGCUUGAGAGCACCCUUAUUGCCAAAGGCGCGCUGGUAUUCAGUGAACUCUACCCAGACAUCAAGAUGGAGAACCGCCACAACUACAGCUACAUCCCUCCCGAACCCCCAAAGGUUACAGCGUUUGAGUAUAACUUCCUGUUCAAUGGAGACAACGACAUGACCGAGGGGAAGAAGGAUGGAUAUAUUCAAUUGAUGCAGGCAGCCUGGACUGGAGAUAUCGGGACAAUCAAAUCCCUAACGCUCCAAGCUUGGGGCCCUAACAAUGAGCAUGCACCGCUUAAUAUGGCUAUUUUUGAUGACAGCCGUAACUCUCCAUUCUCCAUUGCCUACCUUCGCGGCCACUAUCACACUGCUAAGGCCAUCCUGGAGAUUAUUAGGGCCCAGUGGUCGGCACCCGAAAAGGAAAAAGUCCGCUACAAGAUGCAGUCCCGAGAUGAAGACGAUGAGGAUGAAGAAGAGGAAGACGACGAAGGGGAUUCAGACAAUGAGCUUCGAAUUGUCUCAGAGACGAUUGACCAAGCCUUCACCAUUGAUGAUAUUGGCAAAGUCUCUAUGCAGGUCAAAUCUCACACCAGGCCCAUCGAUGUAAUCCGAGCCCAUGCACCAGGUAUCGCCAAGAAGAAAGACGGAUCGAUUCAAUUUGGCGCCACCCAAAGUCUCUUCGUACAUGCCAUCAACGAUGAGGACACGGCUGGUCUGAAAGUCCUUCUAGGACUGGUGAGUGAGUACGAGCAGACAGAGACGACUGGAGACGAAGACGAGUCUGUUAAGAGAUUCAACCUGGAAUCCAAUGACUUCCUUUCAGCAGUGCAAAGCGGGAACACGGAAGCUCUCAGCCUUCUUAUUAAGCGAACCGGCGCAGGAAUUCCCUUGGACCAUCUCGUCAAGAAGAGCGGAGCCGAGUUGAAGCAAAAGCCUCGCUUCUACCAAGGACUGACGGUUUAUGGAAAGAAGAGAAAGGAUUGGGCACAGGCCGGGCGAAACAUGGUCGUCAGGACCACCGGCCUUCAAACGCCGCCUCUUCUUCAUGCGGCACUCGGUGGUCGCAUUGACGCAGUCGAAUUCUUCUUGAGCGAUAAGCCCCAUCGUCUAUAUAGCGAGUUUGCCAAGUCCAAGGCCGCCGCUGAGGAUCCCCGGCUCAAGCAUCUCAUCCAAAGCCCAGUCGGCUUUGACCGGGUCAUAUCCAAGUGGCUUGGCGCAGACAAUGAUUUCGUGCUACAUACGGCCAUAUUGGCAGCACCUUCCAAGAACUCCAUCGAGCUGGUCAAAUAUUUAAUCGAGUCCUACCCGGAGUCGCUUGAAAAGAAGACAUCCAACGGCGAUACGCCUCUGUUCAUUGCCUGUCGUCUCGGCUACGUCCAUUUUGCCAAGCUAUUAAUCGGCGCAAACGCCGACCAAGCUACCCGCAACCAUAUGGGAGAGAACAUCUUGCAUGCGGCCGUAGCCGGCAAUCCAAAGGCAGCUAGCCUUCGUCGCCUUCUCGACAUUAUCGAUCCCGGUCUUCGAAGUCACUUGUUUACGGAGCGCAAAAGCCUGCAGGCGAAUGGUCUGACGCCGCUACAUGCUUGGAUCUCUCAAGCUUCCGGUGUGGUUAACGAUGAUUCCGCCGUGUACUCAAGGCGCAGGAGAUACUACUACCAUCACCAGCCGUCGUCGCCCUAUUCUAGAACGGAGGAUGUUGUGGACAUGCUGAAGCUCAUGUUGGAAUAUUCCAAGGGUGAGGAACUGGACAUGCUCAACGGCGCUGGUGACACCUGUCUCCACACUGCCAUCAUGCAGAGAAUGGUCUCCAUCGUCAAGAUCCUCAUCGACUUCAAGCCUCAGCUCCUGUACAGAGAGAACGCCGUCGGGCGCACGCCUGCCGAGGUGGCACAGGACAAGGUCACGGCCGACCAGUUUGCCCAAAAGACCAAACUGCAAAGUACGCGAACCGACAAGCUCGACACCUGGCCGACCCAGGCCGCCAGCACUUUUAUCAAGUGCUCGACCAUCGAGGGCCUGAGCGACGAACAGCUUCGAGAGAAGGUCGUCGAGCUCGGCCUCAGCGGCCAAUACCAGCCUGCUCAGGUCGCUGCCAUCAUCGGCCUAGUCGGACUCGCGCCGAGCCAGGAGACACUCCCCGAUACGGCUCGCAACACCGUCAUCUGGGACCUCUGCAAGACCUGCAUGGACAAGAACCCCGGCAAGCGCCGCCUCGUCAGCCUCAACGAGGCCAACGACGUCGCCAAGAGACUCGGGGAGAAGCACACCGCCUCGCGAUACUUCUCCAUCCAGGCUCGCGCAGACGACGAUGAUGAGGAGCCCAAGGACGAUGCGGAUGAGAAGGAUACGAGGGAUUUCGCAGCCCAGCAGCUGUCUUCGAAAUUGGGUAGGGCUUGGAGGUUCAACAGCUUUGUCGGCAAAGAUUUUGGUCUUGAAAGGUGCGACGAGUGCAAGUCGUACCAUGAUGGACUGUGCAAAUGA
Molecule: messenger RNA, 5526 nt
Organism: Trichoderma breve
Lineage: Eukaryota; Fungi; Ascomycota; Sordariomycetes; Hypocreales; Hypocreaceae
Product: ankyrin repeats (3 copies) domain-containing protein
Exons: 6
Coding region: 1-5526 (1841 amino acids)
Molecular function (GO): protein binding
Source: RefSeq, a predicted model, not a curated record